GAAUUCAAGUUUCUAGCACUAGAGGAAUAAAAAUUAAUUGCUAUUAAAAAGUCAUUUAUCAAAAAUGUCAAUUAACUGUCAAAAACGUAACUAAAGAAUAUAUUUUUUCGUAGAUUUUACAAUAUUCGAUUACAACACCUGAUAACUUACUGCCCAUAAAUGAUGGAAAUUCAUUUACCCAUUAAAAACAGUUCGAAAACCACCAACACCUUGAAAGAAAACCUGAAAAAAGAAACCCAAGAACGCAAACGAAACAUUCUCCAUUUGAUCUUCAAAUACCUCGUCGAUAAUAACUUGCUCUCAGUCGCUGAAGUUCUCCAAAACGAAACCCAAACUGGAAUUUACUACCAAGUUUGCGACAACAUUGACUUGGAAAUAAUUCUUCAAGAAUACCAAAGUUACUAUUAUACAAAAUUCCAAAAACAACCAAAAAUAUUACGAAAAACUACCGAAAAUGAAAAAGUCAUACCUUUAAAGAAAGAACGCAAAUCCGCAGCUAAAGAAAAACAACCCCUAAAACAAGAAAAAAGUAACGAUACUUUCCAAUUCGAAAUUGUCACAUUGUCAAAAGAAUCUAGCUUGAGUGACAUCCAAUCAAAACCCUUGAUCGACUUUGAAAACUACUCAUCAGAAUGGCGUGAAAUGGCCGAUCAAAUAAUUAAACAAAUCGUAACGAAAACAUUGGGAAUAACCUUUAAGGAUUGUAUUAGUCUCAGCUCCACUAUUGAGACGCUGAAAGAAGCGAUAAUUUACCCUUUGAGCUAUCCUCAACUGUUUGAGAAAGCCUGCACUUGGCGAGGUGUCCUGCUCUACGGCCCUCCAGGCACCGGAAAAACUUUACUAGCCAAAGCUUUAGCAUGCGAAUCCCCAUCUACGUUCAUCAACGUCACCAGUAGCGCUUUCAUUAGCAAAUGGCGUGGAGAAUCGGAGAAAAUGGUCAAAGUAUUAUUCGACGUUGCCAAAUUCUAUUCACCCACGACGAUUUUCAUCGACGAAAUCGACGCUUUAGCCUCGAAAUCACACGAUUCGGAUCACGAAGCUUCGCGUCGUUUCAAAAGCGAGCUUUUAACACAAAUCGAUGGUAUUGUUAAAAAUGAGGAAGUGUUUGUUUUGGCUACAACAAACAAUCCAUGGACCAUAGAUAAUGCCCUUCUGAGACGAUUUGAGAAACGAAUUUUGGUGCCUCUACCAGAUAAAGAUUCAAGAAGUGAAUUGUUCCAGUAUUACUUUUCAAAAAACGGAUACGAUUUUAAGAAUGAAGACUUGACGGCGUUUGUUAAUCUGACUGAAAGUUUCUCAGGCUCUGAUGUGAAAAACGUGUGCAAAGAAGUUGAAAUGAUUUUAAUAAGGGAAAAAUUAGAUCAAAUUAGAAGAGGUGAUAGGAAAAAGUGUGGAACUAGACAAGUGAAAAGUGAUGACGUAUUAAACGCACUCAAGAAAAUCAAACCGUGUAUUGAACAAACCGACUAUAAGAAGUAUUUAGAGUGGGGCCGAAAAUAUGGGGCCACGUAACACUGAUCUUAAUGUAAUUAUUUAAAUAUUCUUAUAAACAUAAUGACUAAAAUAA
Tribolium madens (black flour beetle) is the source of this 1567-nucleotide messenger RNA. RefSeq names its product katanin p60 ATPase-containing subunit A-like 2. The coding region runs from base 160 to 1512 and encodes 450 amino acids. NCBI's taxonomy places the organism in Eukaryota, Metazoa, Arthropoda, Insecta, Coleoptera, Tenebrionidae. The transcript is spliced from 2 exons. The record is from RefSeq and is a predicted model, not a curated record. Gene Ontology annotation, molecular function: ATP binding; protein binding; ATP hydrolysis activity.